This is a messenger RNA of Cyprinodon tularosa, 706 nucleotides long. It is a transcript of the gene smim1, whose product is annotated as small integral membrane protein 1. The transcript is spliced from 3 exons. The coding region runs from base 165 to 389 and encodes 74 amino acids. Lineage: Eukaryota; Metazoa; Chordata; Actinopteri; Cyprinodontiformes; Cyprinodontidae. The record is from RefSeq and is a predicted model, not a curated record.
UGUGCACUUUGACCAAAGUCUUAACUCUGUGACGGAAGCAUUGCUUUCUUUAUAAGGUUCUGGAUUUGAAAGACUUUGGGAGCUGCUUCUAGUCAGCCACGGAUCGACAUUUAACAGCGGAAACUACAAAGAUAAACCAGUAAUAGAAAAAACACCCAUAUCCAAUGGAGUCCGGUGCAGAAUCCAGCGUGCAUUAUGACCGCUGGAGCGAGUCUAACAUCAACAUGAACGUGGAAGCGUCACAGAGCCCAUCCAGAAGGAUCUACAACAGAGUUUGCACUGGGAGCACUGGGAUCAUAAUGAAGUCAGCAGGAGCCUUGGCUGCAAUGGUGGUUAUUUACAUAAUAGGUUACGUGACAGGUUAUUACGUCCAUCGGUGUCCGAUGUAAAGGCUCUGUCAGAAGAGAGGGUUUCUGGAAAUUUUGUGAAAUUGUACUUUGAAUGAUUGUGUUGUAUUGAUGACUGUAUGCAGAUUACAAAAUGAAGAGAAUUUUAUCCCCUGACUUCAGUUAUGAAAUCAAAGAGAUUGUAAAGAAAAUGGAAAAUAAAGGAAGGAAAUUACAGAAGGCGUUUUAUUUCUUGGAUGCAUUCUGAUGCUUUAUUUGCAUCAAACUUCAGUUCAAACUCGAAUGGAAACUAUUUCAGAAUAAAAUUUGUAUGUAUUGAGUUUGGUGACAGAAUAAAUGAGAACAUUGGACCAACAUUA